Cuscuta epithymum is the source of this 3567-nucleotide messenger RNA. The record is from the annotation of a GenBank genome assembly. NCBI's taxonomy places the organism in Eukaryota, Viridiplantae, Streptophyta, Magnoliopsida, Solanales, Convolvulaceae.
GAGGAGGCAGUCGCGGGGGAGGAGGUCGCCGUAGCACUGGGCCAAGGCGUAGAUUGCGACGGCGGAGGAAUUGCGCGCGCUGGAAGAUCCCCAGCCGCGAUCGGUGACGGAUUGGGAGAUGGACUCCAUGGCGGAGGUGAACAUUGGGAUGAUGACGUUGGUGGAGGUUCUGUUGCGGCCGCAGGUGACGGGGGACGCCUCCUCGAUGCGGGGAUCUGCGGCGUAGCUAAUGGAGGCGGUUUUCGUGAACACCAUCACUGCCGCUGUGAGUGCCCAUUUCAGAUAUGGGAUCUUCCAGCUCAUGGAAUGGAAUUUCAAAUUGGGCAAAUCGAAUUGAAGGGAUGUUCUUAUUGUUUUGUUCGUAUGAUGAUUUAAUAUCAAAAAGGAGAGGCGAAAGAAAAACGGGGUGCGUCCGUACUGUGUAUAACUAGGUAUUCGUUUCAUCAAGCAUGUCUACAGAAAAUGCAUCCAUUCAACUAAAUCCACACACCCCAAGCAGUGUAGUCGUUGAAAGUAAUGAGCUACAAGAACAAAGUGAUCAAGUUGAAAGAAUAGAACCAGCUGUAGCCAGCCAUGGAACUUCACAAAAUGCUGAAGAAGAGGAGUUUCAAAUAAAGAAAAGGAAAAAGACAUCUGAUGUAUGGGAUGAUUUUGAAGUUGUCAUGGUAAAAGGGGUUAACAAGGCGAUGUGUACUUUUUGUUCACGCCAUUUUGCAUUGAUUAAAUCGGGUACCACAACUAGCUACAAGAGGCACCUGAAGAAUUGCGUGCAGAGAAAAUUGAAACUCAAGGUAAGUGUUUAAAUGUUCCAUGCAAGUGUAUAUUAUUUUUUUUCUUACACAUAAAUUGAUCUUUUGUUAUUUUUCCUUUGUAAGAAUAAAAUAGCCUAGUCUUACUAAUAUAUUAUUUCCUUUGUAUAUAAGGCUGUUAUUAAGAAAACAGCCUGCAUACCCAUGGACCCAAACUUACUUAUUUUGGGAAUUAAAAUUGGAUAAAUGAAAUCAUGGAGAUGCAAUAGCAGCAGCUUGUUGUUUAGCAGACUCAUAGCUCUGGUCUUUUGGAAUGUCAAGACCCUUGAACACCAGGCUGUCAACUCCAACUCCCAACCAUUUCGGGUGUUAUUGACAUACAUAACUGACCCCGUUAUGGCUGAAGCCAACGGUGAUGCCAGAAAAGAGUGGGGAAUUAGUCAUAUUAUUAGUGAAGUCAAAGACAGUGUUGAAUAUAUUAAUCGCUCAGAGGCAAGGCGGAUUCAAUUUGCUAAUUGUGUGCACCAAUUGCAAUUGAAAGAUAGGAAGUUGAUUUAUGAUAGCAAAACUAGAUGGAACUCAACUUUUGAAAUGCUAAGUUGUGCGCUAAGGUUUAAAGACGCUUUUAGGAUGUUAAGUGAUCGUGAUUCGGGGUAUACUAGCUGUCCUCUUGAAGAGGACUGGGAAAAGGUUCAAAAAAUUAGUUCGGUGUUGGAGGUAUUUUGGACAGCGACUCAUAUAGUUUCAGGCAGUGAGUAUCCUACUUCCAAUUUGUUCUUGAAAGAAGUCCAAAAAAUCAAAUCAUUUUUGGAUGCCAAUUCAAGUCACAAGGAUUCUUUCAUUCGGGACUUAGUUUGCAAAAUGAAACUAAAGUUUGAUAAAUAUUGGGGCGAGUGCAACUUAUUAAUGGCCAUAGCUGUGGUGUUAGACCCCACAAAGAAACUGCUUGCAAUCGAGUUUUGUUUUCCUAAAAUGUUUUCGCCGGAGGAAGCUGUACAAAAUAUUUCAAAAGUGAAGCAAACUUUGACUUCUCUUUAUGAAGAGUAUGUUGCUGAUUCGGUGAACAAAGGGAAUAUUUCUUCAGUACAUUAUGAAAGAUGUGGGUCUUCAAGCAAUCUUCAGACUUCUAAAAGUUCUGCCCAUGUUUGGGAUGACGACUUUGAAUCAUUUUGUGCAGAAGUCGAGACUGUAGAGCCUAUAAGAUCUGAACUUGUAGAUUACCUAGAUAAGAGUCGCCUCAAGAAGAGUGAAAUUUCUGAAGAGUUUUCUUGUUUGGACUGGUGGCGUAUGAACCGAAUACAGUAUCCAAUACUCGCACAACUGGCUGCAGAUAUUUUAGCCAUUCCAGUUACAAGUGUGGCUUCCGAAGCCACUUUUAGUGCAGGUACAAGAGUUAUUGAUACUUAUCGUGCAUCAUUGUUACCUGAAACGGUUCAAGCUCUCCUUUGUGGAGGAGAUUGGCUUCGACAUAUGUAUGGGAUAACGAAAAAGAAAAAAGACAAGUCAUACCAAGAAAUAAUUCUUCCCGAGUCUGCAUGAUGAAAGUAGGUUACUUUCAAUCUCUAUACAUUGUUUGAUGGUUAACUUUAAAUACAUUUUUUUACACAGAGUCUGUCGUUAUAACAAUGAUGGAAAGAAAGCAAAACGGUAACAUAAGAAAAUUUGCUUCAGUCCAGGUAGCAGCUUUCUUGAUCUCAACUCAGAAGACUAAAGUUUUAAUUGAAUCCUCAUAUAGGUGGUUGAAUGCAGGCAACAACAACUGAGAAUUGCCUAUGUUCAAAUUCUUCUUCCACUACUGCCAAAUAUUAAAAAAAGCACCAUCUAAGUUAAAAUGCUUUUCAAAACUUUUUCAAAAGACUUGCUUUGUAAAAUCUGAAAAUGUAAGAUUCUUUGUUUUCUCCAUUUACGAUAAAGUUUGCAGUAUAAGUUCCCAAAAUGAGGUGAGUUGGAAAAGGAAAAACCAAAGGCUACUUGCAGGUAGCUAACAAAAUUAAAAUACAAUGUUUCUCACAGCCAUCUCUAUUUUCUUCUACUUCUACUGCUGCUUCUUCACCUCACUUCUUCUCUAAUGUGGUUAGAGAAGUUCAAUGGUAGUUUUUUUUUAAAUUUACUCUUUCAUCCUUAGUUCUAUCUCCCACCAUAUAUUAUUAUAUAUGCUGAAUUGCUGAUAUGCAUGCUUCCACUUCAGCAUCUAUUGUAUAUUGUAUAGGUAUUGUCUCUAUUUGUUUUUUCUUUUCAAAUCUAUUCUUACUUGUUGUCUUCAUAAGGUUCACCACUUUAUGUAAAAAGAAAGGUUUACUACUUUUAUUGUCUGCCUACUAAAAUUUAUACGUCUCUUCAACAUAUUUAGCCAUAUUUUACUCUUAUUAUUAUGACUUAUGAGUUAAAAACUUUCAAGGAUCGGAUGCAGGGAGUAUAUGAGUGCAAGCUUUGUUCUAUAGAAAACCUAUUUCCAUUUAAUUUAUUAUGACAUACUAUUAGCAUUCUUAAUGCUUGAUUUCUGUUAAGAUAAUAGAAGAAACAAUCAUGUUUGAUGUGUUGUUUAAAUUUUGCAGACUAGUAAGGGUAACUUUCUCUGGCAAGGGUGUUUGCUGUUAAUACAAUCUGGAUGACAAAAGACAUGGAAGUGAUGGAACUUGGAGUUGAAAAGCACUUUUGAAUGCCCAAAGCUUUUCUUUACUCAAUUUCCUUUUUGCUCAACGAACUAUAACUAGUGGUUAUUUUUUUUUUGUAUUGGAGUUUAGAACAACUGUUGUGAACUUGUGAUGUUAAACUAGUUAUGCUAUUUAAAACACAUGUUUGGAAUUUGGAUGUGUAC